Kazachstania africana CBS 2517 is the source of this 2652-nucleotide messenger RNA. It is a transcript of the gene VPS3, whose product is annotated as CORVET complex subunit VPS3. The transcript has a single exon. The record is from RefSeq and is a predicted model, not a curated record. Gene Ontology annotation, biological process: endosomal vesicle fusion; vesicle-mediated transport; autophagy. The coding region runs from base 1 to 2652 and encodes 883 amino acids. Lineage: Eukaryota; Fungi; Ascomycota; Saccharomycetes; Saccharomycetales; Saccharomycetaceae. Gene Ontology annotation, cellular component: cytoplasm; fungal-type vacuole membrane.
AUGAACGGUGGCAAUGCUUCAUUCCUUAGAUUCCCAAUUAUCUCAAGCUUGCCUGAAGAUUUGAAAAUAUCUACAAUUGAAUCAUAUGAGAAUCAUAUCUAUAUAGGAACAGAGGAUGGGGAAUUAAUACAUUACUUUGAGAUUGAAAGUAAAGAAUACAUAAUGAUAUCACGGAUAAAAUUCGAUGAAGACUGUGACAAACGGAUUGACAAGAUUAUUCUUUUACUCGACAUUGAAAGGGCGAUUGUGCAAUGUGAUGGACAAAUAGUUUUGUUUCUCUUACCUGAGUUUGCACCAAUGCCAAAUACCACCAGAUUAUCGCAAAUCAAUGAUGUGGUCCUAUUCAAGAAAAAUAGGAAGCACAAAAGUUACAGAAUUUUGUUGUUUAUGGAUGAUUGCUUGAAAAUGUUGAAAUUAAAAGCCACAUCAAAUCUCGAAGUUACAAAUACAUUCACACAUUUCAGGAACAUCAAACAUGGCGUACCUCAUGAAAAUAUAUUAAUGGUGUCAAAAUCUAGUAGCUACGAAAUUAUAAAUUUAACUAAUCCCAACAAUACAAUUCCCUUAUUUAGGAUUAGUGAGCAGGAUAAUACUGAUCUUGAACCGAUAAUACUUGAUCUGAAUGGGGAAGAUCAAUUUUUAGUAUGUUCAGGAGGCGGUUCUUUAGAAGAUAAUUCUAUGGCAUUAAUAGUGAAUCAUCAAGGUGACAUCGUUCAAGGCACCAACAUUUUAGAGCAUUACCCCAAGCAUUUAAUCGUUAAUUUCCCAUUUCUACUUGUGGAAUAUUAUCACACAACUGAAAUAAAAAUCUAUAAUAUUAGUGACAAAGGAACAGAUGAUGAUAACAACUUGGAACAGAUAAUUCAAAGCACCAAUGAGGGUGAUCUAAAAAUCUUCCAAACUACAAAUAAUUUUAGAAAUAGCCUGAUUAACGAGGAAAAAUCAAAAUAUAUCGUCAAUAAAUUAAGAAUGGCACCCUUAGACGAAUCUAUUAGUGACAGUAACAUAAGGGUUGAAACUGAACUGCGAUAUAUCGACGAACUUUACAGAAAUGGUAUUAGUACAUCUAUUCUUCUAAACGACGCAAAUUCGUUAUUUGGACUUUUGAAGGAACCUAUUUUUACGAAAGUUAAUCAUUUCAAUGAAUCUGGAAUCUCUGAAAUAAAAAACUACUUGGACAACUGUCGCGAAUUUCAAGGGACAAGGAUCACUAAAUUUGAUAAAUUACAAGAAAGGUAUCUCAUCUUGUUAUAUCUUUUGCUAUUACUACUACACUGUAAAGAGAUCGAUAGAGAGAUUAUUGAAACUUGGUGUACUUACAGUGGAAAAAUUGACAUCAAUAUACUAUUUUUCCUCUUCGAUAUGUCACUUCACACUGAAUUAAUGGUUUUUAAUGGACUACGUGAACUAACACUGAAUCUGAAGUCAUUAAAACUGGUACACAAAUGCGAGAAUGAAAACUUCAUAUUUAUUAUCCUAACUAUAGUGAAAGAAAAGAUACGAAAAGAAAGCCUACCCGUCGAUACGAUCAAGACCAUUGAUAUAAAUUAUUUCAUGGGAAAAAAGCAACUAGAAGGACCAAACUUUUUGGAAAACUUUUCUGUUGAUGAGUAUAGCGAUGAAAGUCUGGACAACAUAAUCAAAUGGCUUUUAACUGAAGAAGCUAACCAUAAAGAAGAGGCAUUACUGAAAAUAUACGAUAGGAAAAAUAUGCCAUGGGAAAGUUUAGAGAUUCUACGGCGCAACAAAUACAAACCAGAAACUGUCAUUAAUAUUCUUGAAUUUUUGAAGUUAAAUUUUGAAAAACUCUUAAGAAGUAAAAAUUACAAUAAAGAGACAUUGCUCGAGGAUUUGGUACAAAUUAUCAAAAACAGUCCCGAAAAUGAAAUAAUAAAGCAAUGCUUACAGCUUUCUAAAAAGGGAGAUAUUAGCCUUGAUGAGCUUUUAUCGAAAUUUAGCGGUGAUGAGACUCACAUCAAAGUACUAUUGUUAGAACAACUGGGAACACAAAAAACGAAAGACAUGGAGUUUUUGACCAGGUAUUACAUUAUGAAAUUAUGUGAGCUAUUCACCAGCACGACGCUUAAUGAUUUAUUGACCUCAUUUACUAAGGAGUACAAGGAUAACUUGAGCUACGAAAAAAUCAAGUUAAAAGAAUUUCUAUGUAUCAAAAUGAAAAAUAAUCUUGACUUCGAGGAAUUCCUUGAAUAUUAUAAUAAAAUACUGGGGCAAUUAGGUAAAAAUGAACAACAAAGUAGAAUCAUACCAAUAAUUAAUAUCGAGCUUGAGAAAAUAGAUAAGGACGGUAUCCUAAAAAUAUUGUUAUACGAUUACGGUACUGCAGAUGAAGAACUUAGAUUUGACACAGCGUUAUUAUAUAAUGACUUUCAAGAAGUGGAAAAAUUAACGAAUAAGAACAACUUUCUCAUCGUUUUCAAAAAAUACUGCAAUGAACUAAAAUCGAUAGAAUUGAUGAAGAAAUUGAUGGGGGCAAAUAUGAUAACCAUCACCAAGAAUAGAGAGAUAUUACUCCAAGUUUUCAAAGAAAUACCGCGUGAUCUUAAACUGAUAAGACUACAAUCAAUAUUAUUGAAUGUAACGAAAGAACUAUAUUUAGGUAGGGAGGAACUGGAAAUAAAAAAACUUUGUUGA